CUGUCACUCUUCCUCGUGACUCGCUGCCUUGUGGGAGGAGGAGGAGCGCUCCUGACUCGGUGCCUGGGUAGCAGGCUCGGCUGGGGCGCCCGGCGGUGUUUACCUGACUCCUGCACAAAGCAGCCGCGGGGAGGGGACAGAAGCCCAGGUUGGACGCCUCGCUCCCCGCUGCAGCCAGCCAAGCAAUACGUGUCAGGGCUGGGACGCUCUGCAGCCGCGGAGUUCAUCCGGCUCAGUGACUCACGCUCCGCGGAGAACCAACAUGCCCGCCGUGGACAAACUCCUCCUGGAAGAGGCUUUGCAAGACAGCCCGCAGACUCGCUCCUUGCUUAGUGUAUUUGAAGAAGAUGCAGGAACCCUUACAGACUAUACAAACCAGUUGCUUCAAGCAAUGCAGCGGGUCUAUGGGGCUCAGAAUGAAAUGUGUCUAGCCACACAACAGCUUUCCAAGCAGCUUCUUGCAUAUGAAAAGCAGAAUUUUGCCCUGGGUAAAGGAGAUGAAGAAGUGAUAUCCACCCUUCAUUACUUUUCAAAAGUAGUGGAUGAGCUUAACAUUCUCCAUUCUGAGCUGGCAAAACAGCUUGCGGACACAAUGGUUCUCCCGAUCAUACAAUUUCGAGAAAAAGAUCUUACAGAAGUAAGCACUUUAAAGGAUCUUUUCGGCCUUGCUAGCAAUGAACAUGAUCUCUCCAUGGCAAAGUAUAGCCGAUUACCAAAAAGAAGAGAAAAUGAAAAGCUAAAGACAGAAGUAGUAAAGGAGGUGGCAAAUGCAAGGAGGAAGCAGCAUCUUUCAUCAUUACAGUAUUACUGUGCCCUGAAUGCUCUGCAGUACAGGAAGAGAAUUGCAAUGAUGGAACCUAUGCUAGGAUACACCCAAGGACAGAUUAACUUUUUUAAGAAGGGAGCAGAGAUGUUUUCCAAAAGAAUGGACAGCUUUUUAUCAUCAGUUUCAAACAUGGUUCAAAGCAUACAGGGAGAGUUGGAUGCUGAAGCUGACGCCAUGAGAGUAUCCCAGCAGGACUUGCUUUCAGUUAAUGAGUCUGUUUACACCCCCGAUUCUGAUGUCACCUCACCAGCAAUCAACAGAAACCUUAUUCAGAAGGCUGGCUACCUUAAUCUUAGAAAUAAAACAGGCCUGGUGACUACAACCUGGGACCGACUCUAUUUCUUCACUCAAGGGGGAAACCUGAUGUGCCAGCCCAGGGGAGCAGUAGCUGGAGGACUGAUUCAGGACCUGGAUAACUGCUCUGUAAUGGCAGUGGACUGUGAAGACAGACGAUAUUGCUUUCAGAUCACCACUCCUACAGGAAAAUCGGGGAUAACCCUUCAAGCAGAAAGUAAAAAAGAAUACGAGGAGUGGAUAUGUGCAAUCAACAACAUCUCCAGGCAGAUCUAUCUCACCGACAAUCCAGAGGCUGUUGCAAUCAAGUUAAAUCAGACGGCCCUUCAGGCAGUGACCCCCAUCACAAGCUUCGGAAAAAAACAUGAAAGUUUGCGUCCCAGCCAGAAUGUGAAGAAUAUGGAGAUGGAGAGUGACAAGAUCAUCCCUAAAGAACUAUCCACCAAACCCGAUUGCACAGAGUUAAUAGCACCUGGAACGCCGAUUCAGUUUGACAUGGUACUUCCUGCAACUGAAUUCCUGGAUCAGAACAGAGGUGGCAGGCGCACAAACCCAUUUGGAGAAUCUGAAGACAGCAAGAACGAUGAAGAAGAUUCGCUCUUGCAGCAGAUGUUUGUAGUUCGGUUUUUAGGAUCUAUGGCUGUUCAAUCAGAUGAUACAAAUGAGGUGAUUUAUGAAGCUAUGAGGCAAGUGUUGGCUGCUCGUGCCAUCCAUAACAUCUUCCGUACAACUGAAUCCCAUCUAAUGGUCACCACCAAGAGUCUCAGGUUAAUAGAUCCUCAAACCCAAGUUACACGAACAACUUUUGAACUUGCCAGUGUGACGCAGUUUGCUGCCCAUCAGGAUAACAAGAGACUGCUUGGUUUUGUGGUCCGUGUCACUGAGUCUCUGGGGGAAGAAUCCAUGAGUGCGAAUAUUUUUGAGAGCAACACAGAAGGCGAAAAGAUUUGUUAUGCAAUAAGUUUGGGAAAGGAAAUUAUUGAGGCUCAAAAGAUAUCAUCACCAUCAGCUGUCCUUGAGUCCUGAAUCACCAUUAGGUUCUGACAUCUGGAGUGUGUAGGAGUUCUGCUGAAUCAGCUGAUAGUAAGAAGAAUGUAGUUACACAGGACAAGGAGAGCGUGCCCCAUGUUGAAGUCUGAGUCAUAUUGCACAGGAAACCACAAAAUCCCACUCAGGGUAUCUCUGAAGACACAAGAAUGUCAAGUUCUAAAAAAGUUGUACAACAUUCACUAACCUUCUCUCUCUUUCUUUUCCUGGUUUUCUUCUGCUGCAGUUUUGUCUGCUCUAAAAAAUAUUCUUGCACUGCUUAGCGAGAAAUAAAGCAGUUCAAACUCCUAAUUAAAAAUAUUGAGACAAGAAAGAGACUUUCAGUAAGCAGGAGUAUAUCACAGAAUUAUUAUCUACAGCAUGUGUGAAUGGGAUCUGCAGAAGCACCUAAGUGAAAGUUAAUGGGAUUUGUGCUUUUAAGUCACUUAGGUGCUUUUGGAAAUCCUACUUUAUACCUUGUUCACAUGUGUUUUACAAAGCACUUAGACUGGCCAAAAGAACUUUAUAUUAGUGUAUUAAAUAGAUUAAGUCUUGAGUCACAUGUGUUACUUCUAUACAUUUGAAUUACUGUUACCUUACAGAUAUAAGGGGUGGUAUUAUCUACAUAAGACAGAAAGAAUUGUAAUUUUUGUGCCUUGAAGUUAAAAGUACUAUAUUUCAAGAUACUGAAUAACGCUUGCCUUUCCUCGGUUUGAUAGCUGAGACAUUAUUCAUCUUCACAAUUCACAGAAGUCAUAAUAUCCAAUGCUAUGAACCAAGCUCCUUUGACUCUCUAUACACAAACAUAUACAUCAUCAUAUUGUUUACUCCUAAUUCCAUGGUCAGUCAUUCUCUCUCAAGUUAGCCACCUAUUGUAGAUUUCAAGCUCUUAGGAGCAAGGUAUUUCUCUUCUAACACAUCUUAAAGCACCAAGCACGCUUACAGCAUUAAAUACAUAAUUAAUACCACCCAGCUCAUCCCUUCUUUUGAGAAGGGCAUUUUUUUGUGCUAGGCAGCAGUAAAUAGUUUAAUGGUCUCUACAAAUUCUUGAUGAUGCUUUCUAUAGCACUAAUAACCAACUGAACCAAGACAAGCAAAUGUGGAGUUCAAUACAAGUCAUAUAACGGGAACCAUAAUGUACCUGUAAG
Molecule: messenger RNA, 3294 nt
Organism: Chrysemys picta bellii (western painted turtle)
Lineage: Eukaryota; Metazoa; Chordata; Testudines; Emydidae
Gene: APPL2
Product: adaptor protein, phosphotyrosine interacting with PH domain and leucine zipper 2
Biological process (GO): signaling
Cellular component (GO): cytoplasm; endosome membrane
Molecular function (GO): protein binding
Source: RefSeq, a predicted model, not a curated record